AUGCCCCAUGAUAAAAUUGGCAAUAGAAUUUACAAACACAGAGAAGUAAUAAAAGAUAUAGCAACUAGAUUUCGUAAAAGUUAUGCUUUAACUAAUAAGUCAUUGGCAUCAUUAGCUAAAAUGUUUAAGAAAAUUUAUGAUGAUCCAAAUUGCCUGCUUACCUGGCCUACAGUUUUGAUUAUAGACAAAGAUACUGAAUAUUUAGGUGAGUGCAAAGAUUUAUUACUUAGCCAUGAUGUAAAAAUUCAGUAUGCUGUAACUAAAGAAGGUGUUGCUAUUGCUGAACAUGAUCAUCAAGAAUUUGAAAAACAUGUUAAAGGUCUUCAUAUAAAUGAUAAUACUUUUAAUAAUACUGUUACUCAAUUAAUACAUAUGACUCCUAAUGAAGCUGUAAAAAGAGCAUUAAAAGAUAAAAAAAUAUUUGCAGAGCCAGCAGUAAAACAUAGAAAACCUGUUGGAUUUGAUAAACCACAUUUGUCUUAUAAAGAUUUUAUUGAAAGUACUUUAAUUCGUAAAGGUCAACCUGUUAUGUAUAAAUUAGAAGAUGGACCAGAAAAAAAAUUUGUUUGUAAGCAAUUACAAUUAAUUAAGAAAGUUGAACUUCCUCCCACAUAG
Molecule: messenger RNA, 615 nt
Organism: Cetraspora pellucida
Lineage: Eukaryota; Fungi; Glomeromycota; Glomeromycetes; Diversisporales; Gigasporaceae
Source: the annotation of a GenBank genome assembly